Solanum tuberosum (potato) is the source of this 1735-nucleotide messenger RNA. RefSeq lists its product as uncharacterized. The record is from RefSeq and is a predicted model, not a curated record. The transcript is spliced from 6 exons. Lineage: Eukaryota; Viridiplantae; Streptophyta; Magnoliopsida; Solanales; Solanaceae. The coding region runs from base 935 to 1465 and encodes 176 amino acids.
CUCACCCUUUUGAGUUUCUUGCUUAAUGAAGUACUUAGAUAUGAUAGAGUAAUGAAUCUUGAACUGAAUGCAGAAUUUUUAUAGCUUAGAAGUGUAUUGACAGAGCUUGUUAACACUAAAUUCCAUGUAUUGGGGUGGUAGUUUAGCUUCUUGAAUGCACAAUGCUUAGGAUGACUUGAUGCCCACAUAGUGUUUGACAAUAUGCUUCACUGAAUAAAUUACUUAUGGACAUCUUUAUCGAAAACAACCUCUUUACCCCCUUCACUUUGGAUGUCUCACCCAUGUUGGAUUCUCCAAAAAUACACUACUUUUGGAGAAUUCGACACGGACCCAUUGACAUUUUUUAAGAGUUUGAGCACGAAAGGUAGAGGUAAGGUAUGUGUACCCAAGAACCAACUUAUGGGAUUGCAUUGGAUAUGAUGUUGUUGACAUCUGUGUGGGAGUUAUCUAAAGUUUGAAAAUGGUGUGAAAUGUUUUUCAUUUCAGUUGCUUAUCUGUAUGAUAAUGUUUUGAUUGAUUUGGAUUGUGCUUCAGUGAUUAAUCUCUUUGUUGCUUGCUGGUUCCUUAACUCUAUAAAUUUAGAAUGCUAUAAUUUUUGUUUGGAUGAGAAUGAGCUGUGGGAAUUGAAGUUUGUUCGAAUUUGCAGAUAAUGGUACCAAAUAGGAGAUUAUACUUGCACGAUGGAAAAAUAAAAGAUCUUCCUCUUCUACUCUCAUAACUUUCUUUUGGUUUGUUUUGUAGCAAAGUGCAGCAUUCUGUUGCAAAACCUUUUUUUUUCGCCAAACACAAGAAAUACAGUCGUCCACGUACCAAAGUACCCUGUGCAUCUGUAUUGACUUGGGAUCUUGGAGAAACUCAUUGAGGGUCUGUGAAAAAUCACUUCUUUGGUGCGUAGAAUUGAACAUCUGCUGGGUCAUAGCAAAAGGAGGACACCAUGGAUGUUGAUUCACAGCAGACUAUGGAGGAAACCAUCCUGGUGGGUGAUGAUCUGAUGAUGGGCCCUCCAUCACCAGUCAUUCCACCUGAGAUAGCGUCUCAUGUACUUGAAGGUGUUGAUCUCUGUGACGGAAUCUUGAGGAAUCUGUUCCUCUGCUUACAAAUCAAUGAUAUCGAGCCAUUCUGUCAGGAUGAGAUUGCUUUAUAUCGGCAAUGUGCAGAGAGAAGGGAUAAGGAGCUCAGGCAACGCCUUCAAGAUAGUGAACAGAAAUUAGGGAUGUCAAUGCCUCUUGAUCAAGCAAAGGAAAGAGCCACUCAACUAGAAUCAGAAGUCACAUCACUGGAGAGGCACUUAAUUUUGGCUAGCGGAGUUGAAGGUAUGGAAGGUUUUCGGCAACGAUGGAGUCUACAUGGUCGCGUAACUGAUAUCAAGAGGAGGCUGGAGGCUCUGAAGGGGGGAAUGGAGAACAGAAAGAAGGAUGAGCCAGCUGAAAAUAUAUCUGCCAAGAAAAAAUGGUCCUUCUGGUGAAAACAAUAGUUACUCCUCUCUCACCAUCCAACAAAUUGUUGUUUUUGUACUCUUUUAUCGCCAUUGUUGUUUCGUUUUACACAGGUGAAUCCAGGAUUUGAAGAUUUAGGGUUCCUACAGCAACCUCAUGUUAGUAUACAAUAAUAUUUGGGUUCACAGUUAAAGAUAAAUAUAGAUAUUCAAUGAAUUUCUUGAUAUGCACAUGUUCUGUGCAAAAAUAUUUGGAUUCACGUGAAUUCAUGUUAUAUGUUAGAAGUUGUUCUUAGCAGA